AAAACGUUUGGUUCGCUGUGCUGCUGCUGCUGCCAGUGCUGCUGCUGCUGCCGCCGCUGAUGCUGCUGCUGCUGCUGUCAACGACGCUGCCACGCAAGGACAAUAACACGAGAACAACAACAACGCCAACGAAAUAUGUUGCACAGGGCGCGUCUGGUGCAUAAAUAAAUAAGAAUUAGCGGAUGACAACAAUUAAUAAACAAUACAAAAUACAGUUGCAUUUGCGAUUCAACAAAAACAACAAACAACCAGCAUCAAAUGCAGCCCAUGGCAAUGUGUCAGAAAUUGUGAGAAUUAAUAUUUCACUGGAGAUUUGUGCGUUUUGGUAACAAACAACGCAAAACUUUUGUUCGGUUUUUACAACAUUUUAUGCUCUGUUUUUUGGGUAGGGGGCAAACACAGUUAUCUCUGCUUUGCCUUUUUUUGGCGUUGCGCGUAAAAUUAUAAAAAAUAUGUGAAAAAUGCGCAACAACAACAACAACAACAAGGAGAACAACAAUAACAACUUUUGGGCACUCACGUAGGACAGCACGGUACGGUUUCGGUCUCGGUCCUGCACUGGAUACCGGUUCAAGUCUCAGUCUCAGUGUCGGUCUCAAAGUUCAAAUCCCACGUCGACGUCGACGCCGUGUAUGUCCGUGUGUGUGCGUUUGUGAGCGCGUGUUCGGAAUGUGUGUGUGUUUUUACACAAGACUGCAACCGGCGAGCGUUGUGUAACACUGUAACGUGCUAAAUUUAUUAAUUUAUGGCCACAGACUGCAAAUAAUCAAAGGCAACAACAACAAAAGCAGCGGCAAACAUAAUACAAACAAUUUGUUAGGCCCCAAAGCUGGUUUCGCAGACUUAAAAUAAAAGGCAGCCAGACGACAUUGGCCAGCAAAAGUGGCUCAAAUACAAUUGACAUUUAUUGGCCAAUAUAUAUUUAUAAGGCGUCCGCCCAAAGGAAGCGCCAGCUACGCCAGACAGCAACACAAAGCUUGAGCGAGAGACAGUUAGAAAGCGAGAGAGAGAGAGAGAGAGAGAGAGAAACUAAAAAAUAUAUAUAGUAAAAACUAGGUUUAUAGAAUAUCUUGAUGUUGUCAAUGCUGCACAAGAACUGGCAGCAUACUGCGCGCAUGCAAAUGCUAGGCAGGACGACGAACAGGACAAGCCACAGCACAAUGUCAUCCUGUGGACAACGUGGGCGUGCCCAGACAGCGGCAGGCAUUGGCUGUCUAUGCUGGAUGGCAUUGCUAUUGCUGCUGUUGUUCGUGCCGGAUUUUAUUGUGGCGCUCAAGGAUGUUUCGGUUAGGAUACCACAGGCUGUUAAACGCGGCAGCAAUGCCUUGUUCACCUGUAAUUAUGAUAUGGAAAACGAUACGCUAUAUUCGGUGAAAUGGUAUAAAGGCAAACGUGAGUUUUAUCGCUAUACGCCAAAAGAGAAUCCAGCAAUGAAAGUGUUUGCCAUGACAAGUGGCCUUAAUGUCGAGCGUAACCUCUCGAAUCAAAGUCAUGUCGUGCUGCAGUCGGUGCCGCUGAAUAUUUCGGGCAAAUUUACAUGCGAAAUAUCCGUGGAGGCGCCCACAUUUCAAACGGCGAUGGUCUCCGGCGAAAUGGAGGUGGUGGAGUUACCGGAAGAGCACACAGUGGUUACCGGGAUACAGGCACGUUAUCGCAUUGGCGAUUUGGUCGACGGCAAUUGCUCAAUUAAAUACUCGAAACCGGCUGCUAAUUUGACAUGGACUAUUAAUGGUAUUGUGGUGCCACCGCAUCAUAUCAAGACUUAUCAGAUUGAGAAACAAGAGAAUAGCACUCUGGAAUCGGUGACAAGUGCCAUCCACUUUAUGGUAACCACACAGCAUUUUCUCAAGGGUCAAAUGAGGCUCAAAUGCACGGCCAACAUAUUUGAUAUAUUCAAAGAGGAAAUCGAAAGCAUCAUCGAAGAAGAUCGACCCAGAAUUAUGGCAUCCGGCAGAUCGUACGAUAUCAAUAAUUAUCCCCUGGAUGAGCAUGGCAAUGGGCAUGGCGAUCGAGAACGUGGCGGCUAUGAGGAUCACAAUGAAUCGUAUUUGACACACUUGGCGCCGGAUAAUACCGCGUCGGGCGCUUCGAGCGCUGCUCACGAAAUCUUCUGGCGCGUUUGGCCAUUCAAGCUUAUGGAGGCGCUGCCAUUUCAGCACAUAACAAAGCUUCACAGACACAUCAACAGGCAGCUUUCAAAGUGGGCGUGGCACUCUGCUAGAUGCGCCACAUGGCUUAGCGUAGCGAACGGCAUUGCGACGGCGACGGCGACGGCGCUGCCCCUCUGCCUGUGGGUGGGCCAUCAAAUUAACAACUGUCAAUACGCUAGCGACAAAGCAGCGACGCAACAGUCGGAUAGCGACGGCGGCGACGGCGGCGUCGCGCGUGUUGUCAAUGUGACAAUGUCAAAGGCAGCAUCGAGUGAGAGCGACAAAUGCUUUUAUAAUUGUCAAAUGGCAUUGGCAACACUUUCGGGCUGCCUGCAACGAAAUGACGAUGAUGAUGAUAAUGUCGAUGAUGAUGAUGGCGAUGAUGACGAUGCUGGGAAUAUGGCAAGUGCUGCCGAGUCAGGCGUUGAUUUAACUGCAACUGCAGCAGCAGUGGAAGCACUAAAGCGCCAACAUCAACAGCUGUCAGCGACACUUGCCAAAGUGGGCGCGACCGCGCUGCCGGAUCAACGAUUAUUGAUGACUUGGCCAACGCUGGCUGCGGCAGCGGCAGCGGCAACGGCAACGGCUGCGACGUGCUGAUGCUGAAUUAAUGAUGAAAUGCAUUUCGGAAAGUAGCUUAAGGUGCUGCACAUUUCUCUUAACCAACACGCGAUAUUUGUUUCGUUCUCUUAUUUGUUUUCAUGUGAGAAGUAGCGCAAUAAUUAAUGCCAGAAGCAGAAAUAAACAAAAAUUAAUAAAUA
Messenger RNA from Drosophila montana, 2911 nucleotides. RefSeq names its product beaten path Ic (gene beat-Ic). Bases 1074 to 2750 code for a protein of 558 amino acids. The transcript is spliced from 8 exons. NCBI's taxonomy places the organism in Eukaryota, Metazoa, Arthropoda, Insecta, Diptera, Drosophilidae. The record is from RefSeq and is a predicted model, not a curated record. Gene Ontology annotation, biological process: motor neuron axon guidance.